UCGGCCCUGCUCGCGCUGAGCGCGGUUUGGUCACAUUGUUUGAUCAUCUCGCUCAUCAUCUGCCCCCUCGGUGCGGAAUACACCUGGACCGGGUCGAGGGGAGCCGUCCUGGCCGAGGAGACCCCAGCUCGCCUUAUUUUUUGUUUUGUUUUUAUUUUUAAUCGGGAGUGGACAGUAAUAUGUCCAGGCGAAAACAGACCAACCCCUUCAAAGUUAACUGGCCAUUCCACACUUCAGGCAUCCCAGGACUUCAGCACACGAUUAACAUGGACGGCAGGGACGAAUUCACCGAAGACAGUGAAUGCUGCAGUAACAACUCCCAGGAAAUCCAAGGGCAGGAUAGCCUGUCAGAAGACAGCGAUAGCGACCCCGACAACCACUGUGAAGACUCCUCAUCCAACGCCUCGGCCGACGACCACAUGACCACCAAGAGAACACAGUGCCGCCUGCAAGGAGCGGGAGUCAAAGAGGAGAGCGAGGAAGGGACAGACCACAGCAACACCUUUGUUUGUCCUCUCUGCACGCUGGAUUUCAGCAGCCCUGAGAAGCUCAUCUCCCAUGUCUACCAGCACACAACUAUGAUGAGCAACACCAAGAGCUAUGUGUGCCCGGUGUGUGGGCGAGCCCUGAGUUCGCCUGGCUCACUUGGACGGCAUCUUCUCAUCCACUCCGAGGACCGCCUCUCCAACUGCGCUGUCUGUGGUGCGCGCUUCACGGACACCAACAACUUUAACAGGGAGAAGCUGAAAGAAGUCCUGGACACCAGCAGGAUGGAGGUCUCCUGUGGGCGGGACCCCUGCUCCAUGCCCCACUCGCUGUCCAGCAGCCCCAUGAGCAGCCCGGGCAGCGGCUCCCAGUCCUGUCACGGAGCCGGCCCCAGCCCCAGCUCCUGUCAGGGGCCCCGCUCCUGUCAGGCACCUGGACCCCAUCUCCCCCCGUGCCAGGGCCACCGCUCCUGCCAGGGACCCGGCCCCCUCCCGGGCCAGUGCCAAGGCCCCAGGCCGUGUCACGGCCCGGGCUCGGACCAAGGACCAUCUUUCCCUUCGCUGCCCGACAGUCUCCUGUCCGAGGGGCCGUCGCUGGCGUCGAUCCCCGACGCUCUCAACUCCUCCUCCUCGAGCCUUCCUCCGAUCCCCGACAUCCUGAGCCCGAUGCCGGUGUUCCCCGCCGGAGUGCUGCUGGUGUGCAACAGCUGCGUGGCCUACCAGCAGCUGGUGGAGGCCCAGUCGCCGAUGCGCAAAUGGGCGCUGCGCAGGAAGAACGAGCCCCUGGAGGCCCGGCUGCAGCGUCUGGAGCGCGAGCGCACGGCCAAGAAGAACAAGCGGGCCUGCGAGACGGAGGAGGAGCGGGAGAUGAGGCGCCUGCGCGACCGCGAGGCCAAGCGGAUGCAGCGGAUGCAGGAGUCGGAGGAGCAGCGGGCGCGCCGGCUGCAGAGGGACAGGGAGGCCAUGCGUCUGAAAAGAGCCAACGAGACGCCGGAGAAGAGGCAGGCCCGGCUGAUCCGGGAGCGGGAGGCCAAGAGGAUCAAGCGGCGCCUGGAGAAGAUCGACCCCGCCCUGAGGACGCAGAUCGAGCACGACCCCGCCGCCAUGGCCGCCCUCACGGCCGACAUGAGCCUCUUCCAGUUCCCCUGCCCGAUGCCCGUCUCCUCCAUCGACAACGGACUGUUUAUGAAGCUGCCGUGAACAGAGCGCCGGGCCGCCGGCGGGCUUCUCUCGGCGCGGUUGACCUCUGCACGGCGGCCUCAGUGAACCAUUCCCAGCUGGAUUUCUCCCAGCUUCCUCUGUUUCUAACAGAUCCACAUGCAAACUGCUUUGUUAAAUACCGAAAAAAAAAAAAAGAAGAAAAGAACUUGUUCAAUUCCUAAUUUAUUCCUGUAACGAAGCCUUGGAAACAGGGUUGAGAAUGUUUCCCGUUUGGCUUCAGAGCAUGUUGUAAAGAGAUUUAUUUGUUCGUCGACGGACGAGCAGAUUUGAAACAGUUCAUUAUUCUCAUCAGAGCAGUUUUGACUUCCUCUGAGGAAGACGAGUUUUUUGCACAUGGACCUUCAGUGUCGGGAGCGGGGGACUUGGUAGCCACGGCCCCUUCCUCUUCGGUCCACUCCGCCGGUCCAGCGACUCGCGUUUCGUCGGUAGCUACACCUCUCCCCUCUCCACGCUGCUGCCGCGGGUCCCUGGGACGAUCACCUUCAGUCAAACUACCUCAACCGGCGCCGCGGCGGCGCCCUCUGUCCUGUGGCUUACUGCGUUCCGACUCCAGGCUUCCAAAGCUCCACAUGUACUGUACACGACUACAGGGGAUGCAGGUUGUUUUAUUCUGUGUUUUUGACUUUUCAUUCAGGCACUUUAAUAGGAACGCAAACAUCGACGAGAGCGACUGGAUUCAAACGCGUCGAGUGUUUCCCCUAUUGAACAAGCCCGGCGUCGAGCGACAUUCCCCUCGCCUCUUGAGUUUUACAUUUGCCUCCGCAUUCUGGUUGCCAAGAUUUUGACCUGUUUUUCGUUGUCUUUGUACUUGGAACAAUUCUCCUGUGUCAUUUUAUUAUUAUUAUUUUUUUUUUACUUUCUGUUACAGAGCUGUUCUCUGCCUCAUGAAAUCUCAGUCUGUGCUGCUGUUACUCGUACUGUAAUAUACAUUAGUUACCUCUGACCUGUUUCGGGGCUCAUCACGUCGAGGAACAUUUCAGAUAAAAUGUUCCGUUCAAGUGGUCGCAGUGAAACCGGAUCGGACUCGCUGACCUCAGAAAUCGUCACAUUACUUGAAAUCCGCCAGUGAGGGUUCGUUUGUUUCUCUGAUUAUGAUUUCGAGUUGAAAUUCGGUUGAUGUUGGGAAGUCGUACGUCAAUAAUGCAACCUCUGCUUUGUGCAAUCUGUGUAGCACUCACUUGCUUUGUAAAGCUGCAGUACCACUUAAGGUUUCUCCUUCUAUGCUCAAGUCAGCAGAAACAUAUUUAUUAAGCUACUUUACAGGUGGGAAGUAUUUAACAAACCAACACAAGUGUUUUUCUCUUUGUUUGUAUUUUUUUUUGUCCUGUUACUGAGCACUGGGGCUGAUCUCAUGUCACGCACAGCCCAUGCACACCAGGAGAUUUUAUUACUCUUUAUUCAUAACCUCAUUCCAGCACAUAUUUAUGCAAUAUGAUGUGAAUAUAUAUAUUUUUUUUCUUGUGAAAAGUGUUUGGAGUACUUUGUUGAUAUGACAUUUGUUUUAAUGUUUGGAUGGCCCUCAUCUUGACUUCUUGUGUGUAAAGGUUACCUCCAGGUUUUCUUCUUUUCUGUUUUUUUGUUGCUUCUCCAGAUGCAAACAGUUGCAGUGUCCGUCAAGCAGUUAGAGAAACGAGGACGAGCGGCGGUUCAGUUUGAGUCACUCCUAGAUGAGUCGCUCUCCCUGCGGUUUGCUACGGCGCAUUCGAGGAAGGAAAACGACCGUAGAUAUGGAUAUCUAUGACAUGUGGGGACUUUUGGUUUAAUCCUCAGAGGCGUUUCUAGGAGUGCAUCAAACCUCUAUGCAACAGAUAUUUAUUAAGGGGAAUUAAUUCACUUUUCACUGAAACUAUGCAGAAUGCAAACUUUUAAUUUCAACAGUGAAGAGUUCAGCUUCUCAGGCAAUUUAACUCAGCGAGAGAAGAUUGAUUUCUAGAGCCGUCGACGGGAUGUGACGGGAGCCGUUUUCAGGCCGUCGCGUUUCUUUUUCUCGAGACACUUUGUCCCUCGAAUUCCGUUUCCUCUUCCUAGUUCAGCACACGAAAGCAACAGGGUCUCACUGCCAGCCUCCUCAUGACACACACACACACACACACUUCCCCAAGGGCAGGUCGCCAUUCUCCACUGAGGCUUCAGGUGUCAUUUCUCGCGGUCCCCCUCUCACACUAUGAAUACUGGGUAUUCUUCGAGGUUUGCUCUUUGAAAUGGCAGCGAUGGAGUGUAUUAAUUGCAGAGGAAGUGAGGUGGACGGAGGGGGCGGGGGGCUUUCCGAGCGGUCCUCUCGGUAUGAAUUAGGUAAACACUGCAUGUCGUGAAACUGCACUUGUCCUAGAAUGGUUCGAUAUGAGCUUGUGUUCUACUGUUAGUUUAUGCCUGCCUGUUUUAUACCGUUUAAUCAAGAGAUGUUGUUGAUGAUGAUGAUGAUGAUGAUGAUGAUGUUGGCCUUUCUAUGUCGAUACUUUCAGGAUUUUAUCUCAAUGUCCAUGUUUACAAAAACAGAUCUCUCUAAACAAGGCCAAAUGAAUGAGCUACAAGGACAACGCGCCGAGUUGUGAUAUCAAUGCAUUCUGAUGGGACGGCGCUCCGGGGAGCCGUCCUCUGUUACUGGACUAACAGAUGUACAGACCACCAAGAUAUCUGGUGAAGAAUGUGGAAAUAAACAUUGAA
Molecule: messenger RNA, 4370 nt
Organism: Salarias fasciatus (jewelled blenny)
Lineage: Eukaryota; Metazoa; Chordata; Actinopteri; Blenniiformes; Blenniidae
Gene: znf821
Product: zinc finger protein 821
Exons: 6
Coding region: 180-1685 (501 amino acids)
Biological process (GO): regulation of transcription by RNA polymerase II
Cellular component (GO): nucleus
Molecular function (GO): DNA-binding transcription activator activity, RNA polymerase II-specific; RNA polymerase II cis-regulatory region sequence-specific DNA binding
Source: RefSeq, a predicted model, not a curated record